Messenger RNA from Pogona vitticeps (central bearded dragon), 996 nucleotides. RefSeq names its product N-alpha-acetyltransferase 20, NatB catalytic subunit (gene NAA20). Gene Ontology annotation, cellular component: NatB complex. Gene Ontology annotation, biological process: N-terminal peptidyl-methionine acetylation. NCBI's taxonomy places the organism in Eukaryota, Metazoa, Chordata, Lepidosauria, Squamata, Agamidae. Gene Ontology annotation, molecular function: protein-N-terminal amino-acid acetyltransferase activity. The record is from RefSeq and is a predicted model, not a curated record.
GAAACGGAACUAACGAUCUCUCUCUCUCUAGGCGGAACCGGAGAAAACUAGUUCCGGGUCAGCUUCUGUGUGGCUUAUCCCAGUAGGGAAAAUCAUGACUUCUCUGCGUGCUUUCACCUGCAACGAUCUCUUCCGCUUCAACAAUAUCAACUUGGAUCCUCUUACAGAGACUUAUGGAAUUCCCUUUUACUUGCAGUACUUGGCUCAUUGGCCAGAAUAUUUUAUUGUUGCAGAAGCACCUGGAGGAGAAUUGAUGGGCUAUAUCAUGGGGAAGGCGGAAGGUUCUGUAGCAAGAGAGGAGUGGCAUGGCCAUGUUACUGCACUUUCUGUUGCACCUGAAUUUCGCCGGCUGGGUUUGGCUGCUAAGCUAAUGGAGCUGCUUGAAGAAAUAUCAGAAAGAAAGGGUGGAUUUUUUGUGGAUCUCUUUGUGAGAGUGUCAAAUCAGGUUGCAGUGAACAUGUACAAACAACUAGGCUACAGUGUGUACAGAACAGUUCUGGAGUACUACUCUGCCAGCAAUGGGGAGCCUGAUGAAGAUGCAUAUGAUAUGAGGAAAGCUUUGUCCAGAGAUACAGAGAAGAAAUCAAUUAUACCACUACCACAUCCUGUCAGACCAGAAGACAUUGAAUAGGCUUAUGAUACUAUUAUCUGUACAGAAUACUGAAAACAACAUAUGUAGACAGCUGGCAACAUUUUCAAAGGACAUUGCAGCAUAUAUUAUGAAUGUAAUUUGGAAGCCUUGGAACUGGGGAAGAAGAGUAUAUGAAGGGUACCUUAAGUCUAAUGUUCUGGAAGGAAAACAAAAUUGUAGCUGCAGUUCUUUUAAGCUCAUGGUUUCAUUUUUAAACCAUAAACCAUUAGUCCCUUGCCUGUAUAUAAAUAUUUCUAGACAUGCAGCAAAGAAAAUUUCACUUAUUUUGGUUGGUUGUUGGAUCAAUAUUGUCAAUGCCAUUUAUGCAUUUAAUUUUAUAAAUAAAAUCAAUAAGGGGAGGUAAA